Molecule: messenger RNA, 1767 nt
Organism: Chanos chanos (milkfish)
Lineage: Eukaryota; Metazoa; Chordata; Actinopteri; Gonorynchiformes; Chanidae
Gene: otop2
Product: otopetrin 2
Exons: 6
Coding region: 1-1767 (588 amino acids)
Biological process (GO): proton transmembrane transport
Cellular component (GO): membrane
Molecular function (GO): proton channel activity
Source: RefSeq, a predicted model, not a curated record
AUGGUUUUAUCUCUGGGACUUUCCUCUGAAUCCAGCAAGAUGACUACAGAGGACAAAGUAGAAGCUAAAGAGACCCAUGCCUCCGCCCUCCACGACAGUGUCCGGGCAGAGAUCUCAAGACGCAUGCCCAGCAUAGCGUUAUCCAUCGGAGGGUGCACCGUACACGAGAAGGGUCGGAACUGGGGAAGGCUUCUAUCUGGGCUCAUCGCUGUCAAUGUUAUCAUUCUGGGCUCUGCCCUUGUGAGUGGCAGUGUCUUCAAUAAGGUGGCUAUCACACCUACCCAUCUGCAGAUCUUCCUCACAGUUCUCAUCAUCCUCACCACCAUCUGGAUGCUCUACUAUUCAGCCUACACCUCUCGGGAAGACCAUGCCGUGCUCUACAAAGAUGGACACGCUGGCCCUAUCUGGCUCCGAGGCGGACUAGUGUUAUUUGGGCUGUGCAGUCUUAUCAUGGAUGUCUUUAAGAUUGCUAACUACGUGGGUUAUCUUCACUGUGAGUCUGCUGUGAAGAUCAUCUUUCCCUCUGUACAGGCUGUGUUUAUGCUUGUUCAGACAUACUUUCUCUGGAUUCAUGCAAAAGAUUGUGUACAGCUACAAAGGAACAUUACACGCUGUGGUUUGAUGCUGACCUUGUCCACUAACCUAAUGUUGUGGAUGACGGCAGUUACAGAGGAGUCCCUGCACCAGACAGUGGUUCCCAACACUAACCAUUCUGUAGCUCCUCGCACCAUGGCUAUAAAAGCCGGUGGUGGAAACAGUGAGUGUGAGUGCAGUCAUACAGCUUGUGGCAUUUUUGAACAGGCAUACUACUACCUCUACCCUUUCAACAUUGAGUACAGCCUCUUUGCCUCAGCCAUGGCUUAUGUCAUGUGGAAAAAUGUGGGUCGCCUCGUUGAUCAACAUAACCACUACCCUCACCUCCGUUUCAGACUGCAGGACGUGCUGGUCGGACCGGCACUUGGGCUGAUUGUUAUAGUGGUGGGUCUGGCAACAUUUGUGGUGUAUGAGGUGGAUGUGACAGCUCACGACGAAGGGAAGCGAAUCAGGGCAUUGACAAUGCAUUACAUCACAACCCUGGUGGUUAUUAUACUCAUGUCAAUUGCCACGAUAGCAGGUUGCAUCAUCUACCGGUUGGACCAGAGGGAUCACGUAUCAGGCAAGAACCCCACCCGACGCCUCGACGUGGGUCUUCUCUGUGGAGCCUCCAUAGGCCAAUUUCUUAUCUGCUAUUUCACCGUAGUGGCUGUGGUGGCAUCAGGGGUGAUGGGUCACCUUAGUGCUCUGAACUUAGUUUGUUCCCUAUUCACUAUCAUCCAGCUGGGUGUCCAGAACGUCUUUAUCAUCGAGGGCCUCCACAGAGAACCAUUCCAUGAAACAAAUGAUGACUCUGUCUUCUCCAAUGCUGUUGCUGUGAACUCUCAUGAAAGCGCAUCUCACAAGCCUUCAGAUAUAAUAGGAGAGACAAAGUCAAACAUUUAUGUUAUAACAGACACAACCCACAACCAUGGACACACUCAAGCCCAGCCACAUCAACUCACCUGGAAAAGAAGAUUACUCAAAGAGAUCUGUGCCUUCCUGCUGCUCAGCAACGUCACCCUUUGGAUCAUUCCAGCUUUUGGUGCCCGUCCCCAGUUUGAUGAUCCCAUUGGAGUAGAGAUUUACAACUAUAACACGUGGGUAGCGGUGGUGAAUAUUGGACUACCUUUUGGGAUUUUCUACCGAAUGCACUCAGUGGCCAGUCUUUUUGAGGUCUACUUAACUUCCUGA